Messenger RNA from Zea mays, 676 nucleotides. RefSeq lists its product as uncharacterized. NCBI's taxonomy places the organism in Eukaryota, Viridiplantae, Streptophyta, Magnoliopsida, Poales, Poaceae. The coding region runs from base 43 to 426 and encodes 127 amino acids. The record is from RefSeq and is marked predicted. The transcript has a single exon.
CGCCCGCGCCGCCGCCCCCUCAAUUCACACUUCAUAAAGCCGAUGGCUAUGCACCGCGCCGCCGCGCUCGCACUGCGCCGCCUCUCCGCCGCAGCGGCGGCAGUGGCUCCAAGCCCCGUCUCCCUUACCCAUCUCCGGCCGGUGGUGGUGGCGGCGACCGCUACCAAUGCCAGGUUUGUUAUGCAGCCUACGACCGCGGCUGCUGCUUUGCGCCUCCGGCGCGGUUACGCGGCAGGCGGUGGUGCGGGCCGGAAGGCGGUGAUCGAGGACGAGGAUGAUGACGAGGAUGAGCUCGAGGCUAUGGGCAGCGACGGCGAGUUCGACGGCGACUUCGACGACGACUUCGACGGCGACUUCGACGACGAGGAUCUCGAUGAAUUCGAGGACGACUCUGAUGAUGGUUCUGAGCGCGAAGCCGGGCCCUAGCGCGGAAGACGCUGAGCUGCAGAGCUCUGCUCGCUGCUUAUUGCGUUUUUUUGGUAUUUUUUACGGGGAAUUCAAACAGAAAAAACAGUAAGUUAGAACUCAACGGAUCAAUCAGUAUGUGUUGUGCUAAACCGGUUGUUGUAAUCUCCUAUUUUGAUUGGGUUAUUCGAAAAUUGUACCGCGUCAAAGAACAGAUCUUGGCGUACUGUAAUUCGCAGCGGUGAAAAAUAGUAUUUCAUUUUUUUGAUGC